This is a messenger RNA of Pipra filicauda (Wire-tailed manakin), 609 nucleotides long. It is a transcript of the gene CSF3, whose product is annotated as colony stimulating factor 3. The coding region runs from base 1 to 609 and encodes 202 amino acids. NCBI's taxonomy places the organism in Eukaryota, Metazoa, Chordata, Aves, Passeriformes, Pipridae. Gene Ontology annotation, cellular component: extracellular region. The record is from RefSeq and is a predicted model, not a curated record. Gene Ontology annotation, molecular function: cytokine activity; growth factor activity. Gene Ontology annotation, biological process: immune response; positive regulation of myeloid cell differentiation; positive regulation of cell population proliferation. The transcript has 5 exons.
AUGUGCUCCCUCACCCGUGGGCUGGCGCUGCUGGGCGUGCUGCUGUGGGCACCGUGGUGGGCACUGCACGGGGCACCAUUGCCCGAGCUCUCCGGGGACCAGGACUUCCAGCUCUUCCUGCAGAGGAACCUCGAGUUCACCCGCAAGGUCCGCGGGGAUGUGGCCGCGCUGCAGCGCAUGGUGUGUGACACCUUCCAGCUGUGCAAGGAGGAAGAGCUGCUGCUGGUGCGGCAGGACCUGGACAUCGUGCAGGUGCCGCUGGAGCAGUGCCACAGCCGCUCCUUCCAGGCGGAGACCUGCUUCAACCAGAUCCGCGCCGGGCUCCGCGUCUACCAAGGCUCCCUGGCUGCUGUGAGGGACCUGCUGCCCGGCCAUGCCGGGCUGGUGGAGACCCUGCAGCUGGACAUGGCCAACCUGUCCUCCAACAUCCAGCAGCAGAUGGAGGACCUGGGCCUGGCCACAGUGACGUACCCCACGGAGAACCCGGACCCCCUGCCCACCUUCUCCUCCCACUUCCACCACCAAGUCGGUGGUUUCUUCAUCCUGGCCAACUUCCAGCGGUUCCUGGAGACGGCGUACCGGGCUCUGCGGCACCUCGCCCGCCUCUGA